CCCUAAUGACAACACGCACGCGUGAAUUAACAGUCGUUUCUUCUCUCUUUCCGAAAUUCUGUUUUGUUUUUCAUCUGUUUCAGUGUGCCCAAACUACCACUAAGAAAUUCCCCGCCAUCAUGUCUCCCACAUUACCACAUCUCAGCAGAUCACAACCGUCCAUCCGCCUAAUCCAACGCCUCCAAUCUCGUCAAUACUCCUCCCCUACACAAUCCCCCGCUUCUUCUGCUCCUUUGCUCCAAGAACCUCACUCUCAUCAUCACCGUCAAUCCUCCACCAUCACCAAAUGGCUCACCGGAACCACUUUACUCUCCGGCCUAGGGUUAUUCUACUGGCACGCCAAUUCGAAUAACUACCAUGAAUUUUUCAACAAUUCAGUAUUCUCUCUCGCUGAAUCUACGGUCAAGGAAUGGUUUCAUACUUCAACAUUCGGCAAAAUUUCCUUACCUGAUUAUAGUUCAAACUUCAUCUUCGGAGAUGCGUAUAGGAGAAAAGUUUUCUUUAACUAUGAGAAGAGAAUUAGGCUACGAAGUCCUCCUGAGAAGAUUUUUGAGUACUUUGCAACAGUGGAAGGAACAAAUGGAGAGUUACUAAUGAAAGCAGCAGAUUUAAUGAGAGCAGUAGUACCUGUUUUCCCUCCAUCGGAAUCGCACCUUGUUAGAGAAGGUUAUUUGAGUGGUGAACGCAGACCUGGUGAUCUAAGAUGUGCUCCUUCAGAAUUUUUUAUGUUAUUUGAUGUUAACUGUGACGGCCAUAUAUCUUUUAAGGAGUAUAUCUUUUUCGUAACACUACUUAGUAUACCAGAAUCAAGCUUCUCAGUGGCUUUCAAAAUGUUCGAUAUUGAUAACAAUGGGGAGAUUAAUAUGGAAGAGUUUAAGAAAGUGAUGGCUUUAAUGCGAGCUAAUAAUAGACAAGGGGCUGUUCAUAGGGAUGGACAUCGCACUGGGUUAAAAGUCAGCGGUACAGUGGAGGAUGGAGGUUUAAUGGAGUACUUCUUUGGUAAAGAUGGAAAGGGCUGCCUUCAUCAUGAUAAGUUUGUUCAAUUUUUGAGAGAUUUGGAUAAUGAGAUGUUGAGGUUGGAAUUUGCCCAUUAUGACUAUAAAUCACGAAAAACGAUAUCUGCAAAGGAUUUUGCAUUGUCUAUGGUCGCUUCUGCUGACUUGAGUCACCUGGAUAAUUUGAUUGAUCGGGUUGAUGAAGUAAAUAAUGCAGCAGACCUUAGGGAUAUACGAAUAACAUUCCAAGAAUUCAAAAAAUUUGCAGAAUUGCGUAAAAAGUUGCUGCCAUUUUCUUUGGCCCUUUUUAGUUAUGGGGAAAUGAAUGGCUUGUUAACAAAGGAUGACUUUCAGAGAGCUGCAUCCCAUGUAUGCGGCGUCUCACUCACCAACAAUGUGGUGGAUAUCAUUUUCCAUGUGUUUGACACAAAUUCUGAUGGACAUUUAAGCUUAGAUGAGUUCGUAAGAGUCUUGCACAGGCGAGAACGAGACAUUGCUCAACCAGCACAUUCGGGAGCACUUGGAUUUUUGUCGUGCUGCUUUAACUGUUCAAAUGACCACUCCCUUGGACGGUUUCUCGGUUAAUCUAUGUAAUUUUACUCAACCCUUGAAGGUUUCAAAGCAAAUAUGCUACAUACAUCUAAUUCAAACAUGUUAGAAUCAAGUUCAGGGUGAUUUUUACCAUCAGAAAAUGUGAUCAGGAAGUCUUAAAAGCCAGAAAAAUCAACAAACGUGCAAAAUUAUGCAAUCGGAGGAGAAGGCACUGCCUGAUAUGCGGGGAUGGAGACCAACAGUCUCUUCAUUUGAUUUCCACCAUAACCUUUUGGUUUUGUUCUGGCAAACAUGAUACUUACGACAGGAGAAAGUAGCGACACUAAUCAAAUUACUUGUAAUAGUUAGACUUGUAGAUUACAUCAUUAUACUCGACAACAGGAAGAGAAGUUCAUAAGUUGUAUAAAAUUUGUAUUCAUUUUCUUAGUUUAGAAAAAAGUUGUCUGUCUUGUAUAAGAACAGUGGAGUGUGUUUAAUGUAAUAUUUUGUGAUUGAAGAACGAAGAUGACAAUUGAACAAUCUUGGAGUUUAAUACAGUUUCUAAGGUAACAUUGACUAAA
Messenger RNA from Mercurialis annua (annual mercury), 2107 nucleotides. Its product is annotated as calcium uptake protein, mitochondrial. Gene Ontology annotation, cellular component: uniplex complex. Gene Ontology annotation, molecular function: calcium ion binding. Bases 6 to 1580 code for a protein of 524 amino acids. The transcript is spliced from 7 exons. Gene Ontology annotation, biological process: calcium import into the mitochondrion; mitochondrial calcium ion homeostasis. The record is from RefSeq and is a predicted model, not a curated record. Lineage: Eukaryota; Viridiplantae; Streptophyta; Magnoliopsida; Malpighiales; Euphorbiaceae.